Messenger RNA from Parnassius apollo (apollo), 444 nucleotides. NCBI's taxonomy places the organism in Eukaryota, Metazoa, Arthropoda, Insecta, Lepidoptera, Papilionidae. The record is from the annotation of a GenBank genome assembly.
AUGACGAGUGAAAGUGACACUGAUAAAGCUUCGGCUUCCACUCCAAAAAAGCAGCGCCUAGUGAAAGGUGAUUUGGUGAAAAAAGAGAAGCACCGAUUACAAAAAUAUAGAGUUGAGUGGGAAAAUGGCCCAAUAUUUAGCAGGUGGAUUGCUCGUGACUAUUCUGACAUAUAUAAAGCACAGUGUAAAGUAUGUGAAACAUCCAUAACGGCUGAAAAGCAAGAUCUAGUGAAACACUCGGAAGGUAAAAAACAUUUGAAAAAUUUAUCUGUAAUACGUGGUUCCAAAUCAGUUACGUCUUAUUUUGCAAGCACGUGUAGUUCGUCAUCGGAAACAAACACAAAAAAAAUGGCAACUGUUGCAGAGAUCAAGCUGGCUGCUUAUUUGGCCGAAAAUAACAUAGCCUUCAACGCAGCAGAUCAUCUGGGUAAACUGCUUAAGUAA